AUGGGAAACACGAGUAGUUCACAUAAGAUCUCUGCCCAGGAUCGGGCAAUUCUCGAUCUCAAAAACCAACGGGACAGACUGCACCAAUACCAACGACGAAUAACCGUCCUAACAGACCGCGAAACGGAAAUCGCCAAGGAAUGUCUCGCACGCGAUGAUCGGCGGCGAGCACUGCUCGCCCUCCGACGCAAGAAAUACCAGGAGUCGCUCCUUGAGAAGACGGAUGGACAACUCGCGCAACUGGAGCAGUUAACUGGGCAAGUGGAGUUUGCGCUUGUGCAGAAGGACGUGCUGUUUGGGUUGCAGCAGGGCACGAAGGUGCUGCAGACCAUCAAUCAAGAGAUGGGUGGCAUUGAGGGUGUUGAGAGAUUGAUGGGGGAGACCGAGGAGGCGAGAGUUUAUCAGGAGGAGGUGAGCCAGAUGCUGGCGGGUCAUUUGACGAACCAAGAUGAGGACGAGGUUGAGGAUGAGCUGGAGGCUCUGCAGCGGGAACUUGCUGGUCCUGAGAUCCUGCCCGAUGAUGUCGUACUGCCAAGUCCCCCUAUUGCUGAGUUGCCUAUUGAAGAGCCGGUGCCGGAGUCGACUCCAAGAACCAAGGCUAAGGCUGAGACUCGGACGGCUUUGCCCGCUUAG
This is a messenger RNA of Penicillium hordei, 633 nucleotides long. RefSeq names its product ESCRT-III subunit protein VPS20. Lineage: Eukaryota; Fungi; Ascomycota; Eurotiomycetes; Eurotiales; Aspergillaceae. Gene Ontology annotation, cellular component: ESCRT III complex; multivesicular body. Bases 1 to 633 code for a protein of 210 amino acids. Gene Ontology annotation, biological process: late endosome to vacuole transport via multivesicular body sorting pathway; vesicle budding from membrane. The record is from RefSeq and is a predicted model, not a curated record. The transcript is spliced from 3 exons.